GGGAGGCGGGGCCGCCUCAAUCCUGGGCAGGGGCGGUUCCAUACAGGGUAUAAAAGCUGUCCGCGAGGGAGCCCUGGCCAGCUUUGGGGUUGUCCCUGGACGUGUCUUGGUUCCUGAAUCUCACGACCCGACAAAGGCGACGCCGACGUCUCUUUCGGCUAAAAGACUCAGUGUCCAGUGCUACAGCCUAGGGGUCUAAGGAGACCGCCGCCCGCGCUGCCACCAUGCCCAACUUCUCUGGCAACUGGAAAAUCAUCCGAUCGGAAAACUUCGAGGAUUUGCUCAAAGUGCUGGGGGUGAAUGUGAUGCUGAGGAAGAUCGCUGUGGCCGCAGCCUCCAAGCCAGCAGUGGAGAUCAAACAGGAGGGAGACAGUUUCUACAUCAAAACCUCCACCACCGUGCGCACCACAGAGAUUAACUUCAAGAUCGGGGAGGAGUUUGAGGAGCAGACCGUGGAUGGGAGGCCCUGUAAGAGCCUGGUGAAAUGGGAGAGUGAGAAUAAAAUGGUCUGUGAGCAGAGGCUCCUGAAGGGAGAGGGCCCCAAGACCUCCUGGACCAGAGAACUGACCAAUGAUGGGGAGCUGAUCCUGACCAUGACGGCGGAUGAUGUUGUGUGCACCAGGGUCUACGUCCGAGAGUGAGUGAUCGUGCAUAGAAGAGCGGCCACUGCCCCCCACCGGCCAUGCUCACCGCCCUGCUUCACCGCCCCCUCCCCUACACUCCCUCCUUCUAGGAUAGCGCUCCCCUUACCCCAGUCACUUCCAAGGGUCACUGGGAUGCCUCUUGUAGGAUCUUGCUUUCUUUGACCUCUUCUCCCCUCCCCUACACCAACAAAGAGGGAAGGCUUGCAAGAGUCCAGAUCACCCAUUCCGGGUUCACUCCCCGCCUCCCCAAGUCAGCAGUCCCAGCCCCAAACCAGCCCCCAGAGCAGGGUCUCUCUAAAGGGGACCCGAGGGCCUAAGCAGGAUAGACUGGCCCCUCUGGCUUUUACCCUUUGUCCCUGUAGCCUAUACAGUUUAGAAUAUUUAUUUGUUAAUUUUAUUAAAAUGUUUUAAAAAAAA
Messenger RNA from Cebus imitator (Panamanian white-faced capuchin), 1061 nucleotides. RefSeq names its product cellular retinoic acid binding protein 2 (gene CRABP2). Gene Ontology annotation, biological process: fatty acid transport. NCBI's taxonomy places the organism in Eukaryota, Metazoa, Chordata, Mammalia, Primates, Cebidae. The coding region runs from base 225 to 641 and encodes 138 amino acids. Gene Ontology annotation, cellular component: cytosol; nucleus. Gene Ontology annotation, molecular function: fatty acid binding. The transcript has 4 exons. The record is from RefSeq and is a predicted model, not a curated record.